GUGAGCUACAUGGAGAUAUACUGCGAGCGCGUGAGGGACCUCCUGAACCCCAAGAACAAGGGGAACCUGCGAGUGAGGGAGCAUCCCCUUAUGGGUCCAUACGUUGAGGACCUUUCCAAGCUGGCUGUGACCUCCUACAACGACAUCCAGGACCUCAUGGACUCUGGGAACAAGGCCCGCACGGUGGCUGCCACCAACAUGAACGAGACCAGCAGCCGCUCUCACGCUGUGUUCAACAUCAUCUUCACGCAGAAGCGGCAUGACGCCGAGACAGACAUCACCACUGAGAAGGUCAGCAAAAUCAGCUUGGUGGACUUGGCAGGGAGUGAGCGAGCCGACUCCACUGGUGCGAAGGGCACAAGACUAAAGGAAGGAGCAAACAUCAACAAGUCCUUGACCACGCUGGGAAAAGUCAUCUCUGCCCUGGCCGAAAUGGAUUCGGGGCCGAACAAGAACAAAAAGAAGAAGAAGACGGAUUUCAUCCCCUACCGGGACUCGGUGCUGACCUGGCUGCUGCGGGAGAACCUGGGGGGAAACUCCAGGACAGCCAUGGUCGCUGCUCUCAGUCCUGCUGACAUCAACUACGAUGAGACUCUCAGCACCCUCAGGUACGCCGACCGUGCCAAGCAGAUCCGCUGCAACGCCGUCAUCAACGAGGACCCCAACAACAAGCUCAUCCGGGAGCUGAAAGAUGAGGUGGCACGCCUGCGUGACCUUCUCUACGCCCAGGGCCUCGGGGACAUCAUCGACACCCAUCCAGCUGCGGGAGGAUCCAAAUUGACCAACGCCAUCGCUGGGAUCAGCCCCUCUUCCUCCCUGUCAGCCUUGUCCAGCCGCGCCGCCUCCGUCGCCAGCCUCCACGAGCGCAUCAUGUUUGCUCCAGGCAGCGAAGAGGCGAUCGAAAGGCUCAAGGAAACGGAGAAGAUCAUUGCAGAGCUGAACGAGACGUGGGAGGAAAAGCUGCGGAGGACGGAAGCAAUCCGGAUGGAGAGGGAGGCGUUGCUGGCCGAAAUGGGGGUAGCCAUGAGGGAGGACGGAGGCACCUUGGGUGUUUUCUCUCCUAAAAAGACGCCGCACUUGGUCAACCUGAACGAGGACCCGCUCAUGUCCGAGUGUCUUCUCUACUACAUCAAAGAUGGGAUAACAAGGGUUGGCCGAGAAGAUGCAGAGAAGAGGCAGGACAUUGUUCUCAGCGGACAUUUCAUUAAGGAAGAGCACUGCCUUUUCCGCAGCGACACCAAAACCGGCGGUGAAGUAAUAGUGACCCUGGAGCCCUGUGAAGGCGCUGACACCUACGUGAAUGGCAAAAAGGUGAUGGAGCCCAGCAUCCUGCGUUCAGGAAACCGCAUCAUCAUGGGGAAGAGCCACGUCUUCCGCUUCAACCACCCUGAGCAGGCUCGGCAGGGGCGGGGGCGGGCCCCCUGGCUGGGCGAGCGGGGGCGGCCCCCAUGCGCCGAGCCCCCUGCCGAGCCCGUGGACUGGGCUUUUGCCCAAAGAGAGCUGCUGGAGAAACAGGGCAUCGACAUGAAGCAGGAGAUGGAGCAGCGGCUUCAGGAACUGGAGGACCAGUACCGGAGGGAGCGGGAGGAGGCGAAUUACCUUCUCGAGCAGCAGAGGCUGGACUACGAGAGCAAAUUGGAGGCUUUGCAGAAGCAGAUGGACUCUAGGUAUUACCCUGAGGCAAACGAGGAAGAGGAAGAACCUGAGGAUGAAGUGCAGUGGACGGAGCGGGAGUUUGAGCUGGCCCUCUGGGCCUUUCGGAAGUGGAAGUGGUAUCAGUUCACCUCCCUCCGUGACCUGCUCUGGGGCAAUGCCAUCUUCCUCAAGGAAGCCAACGCCAUCAGCGUGGAGCUGAAGAAGAAGGUCCAGUUCCAGUUUGUGCUCCUCACGGACACGCUGUACUCGCCUCUCCCUCCCGACCUGCUGCCUCCCGAUGCCGCCAAGGACCGGGAGAAGCGGCCGUUCCCCCGGACCAUUGUGGCCGUAGAGGUGCAGGACCAGAAGAACGGGGCAACGCAUUACUGGACCCUGGAGAAGCUGAGGCAACGCCUGGACCUGAUGCGUGAAAUGUAUGACCGUGCAGCAGAAGUGCCUUCUAGCGUCAUCGAGGACUGCGACAACGUGGUGACCGGCGGAGAUCCUUUCUAUGACCGCUUCCCCUGGUUCAGGCUGGUCGGCAGUUCAGAUAUCUCUGGCUGCAACAGCUCUCCUCUUUUCAACACAUGCAUGAGCGAGCGCAUGGCUGAUCUCACCCCCUCCCCUACCUUCUCGAACCCCGACUCCGAC
Molecule: messenger RNA, 2286 nt
Organism: Cariama cristata (Red-legged seriema)
Lineage: Eukaryota; Metazoa; Chordata; Aves; Cariamiformes; Cariamidae
Product: kinesin-like protein KIF1A
Biological process (GO): microtubule-based movement
Molecular function (GO): ATP binding; microtubule binding; microtubule motor activity
Source: RefSeq, a predicted model, not a curated record